ACAGUUUCCUCCUUCAGCCAUUCAGUCUCAACCUAAAGUUUUUCAGGAUGGAAGCGGUUCUGUCUGUGGCUGCAGGUGAACUUGUUAGCAGAUUCUUCUCCUUUUUGAUGAGCAAGUGUUCUGAAAAUGCAUGCUCAGAGGAGAAGCGUGUGGAGAGGCUGCAGCAGCUCCUGCUACGAGCUCACAUGGUUGCGGAGGAGGCGGAUCGGCGGUACAUCACCAACUCUGGUAUGCUUCUGCAACUGAAGAUACUAUCUAGGGCUAUGUACAAUGGUUAUCACGCGGUAGACACCUACAAGUGCAACCAGCUAAUCAAAGAGGGUUCUAAGGAAGUGACGACUACUGACUCGUUUGCAUCAUAUCUUGGCACUCCCCUGAAGCGCUUCCGCACAAAUGGUGGUAUAUCAAUUCAUAAAGUUGAUAACAGCUGCGACCUUCAAGAUGCCUUGGUAAAAUUAGAAACUGUCGUUUCGAAUAUGACAGAGUUUGUUAUACUUUUGAGUGGAUGUGAAUCCAUGAUGGUUCGUAGACCCUACGACACCUAUCUUUACGUUGACAACUUCAUGUUUGGUCGUCAGACCGAGAAGCAACAAGUCAUCAACUUCUUGUUACAGCACAACCCUCUUGGUUUUCCAUCUGUGCUUCCAAUCAUUGGUGGCACCCUAGUCGGGAAGAAAACUUUAGUAAAACAUGUGUGGAAUGAUGAGAAGGUGCGUAGUUACUAUUCUUCAGUUUUGCACAUCAACGGGGACAACUUCAGUAUGAUAGACAAUGAAAGAACCACUGGGAGAACAAUUGUUGUUGUCACGUUUGUUUCAGAUGUGGAUGAUGAGAAGUGGAAAUCUUUUUACCAGGCAGUGACAUGCAUAAGCACAGAAACAAAGAUUAUAAUGGUAAGUAGGAUGGAAAGUUUGGCGAGAUACGGUACCGUGGAGCCAAUCCACCUAAGUAGAUUACAAGAUGAGGAAUACAACUACCUCUUCAAGACGCUAGCAUUUGGAAGUGCGCGAGCUGAGGACAACCCAAAGCUGACACUAUUGGCAGGAGAGUUCAUCAAAUUACUGGGUGGGUCAUUUAUAGGAGCAUAUUCAUUUGCCUAUACAUUGAGGACGGAUCUAAGCCUUCAAUUCUGGCUUAGCUCGUUGAACCUAUUAAAAAAAGCAAUGAAGAAGAACUUGUCCUUGUAUAGUGAGAAUGUCUUCCCUUUUAAACAACGCUAUCCAAUAGACUUGACCGAUUUUCUACCCUCUACGGCUGCUCCGCUACACAUUAUGCCUCCUCGAACUGAAGCCGAGGUUUCUGAAAGGAAACUCCCCAAGAUAAGGCUUAAAGACAUCCUUGUGAAUCCAUCCCUUCGUCCCAGGGGUGACUUCGAUUUAGUGACAUGGGAAUCAGGGAUACCUCCUUAUACCGAGUUCUGUAAUCAUGUUACGCCUUGUGCUCAACAGCAGCUUAAAACAACCUUGCGGAGGAAGCGUGAUGCAACUAUUUGUCUCUAGUGUUCUUCUGUAUCUUGCAUCAGACUCUUUUGUUACUCUUGCUUGGUGAAAUGGAAAAUUUAUUGUAAUGGAAAUUCAAUAAUCAAAUAAA
Messenger RNA from Lolium rigidum, 1590 nucleotides. Its product is annotated as disease resistance protein RGA2-like. NCBI's taxonomy places the organism in Eukaryota, Viridiplantae, Streptophyta, Magnoliopsida, Poales, Poaceae. The coding region runs from base 48 to 1499 and encodes 483 amino acids. The transcript has a single exon. The record is from RefSeq and is a predicted model, not a curated record.